AUGCCCGUUUCGCAUCUCGGACUUACAGUUUCUCACAUAUCUUCAGCUACCUCAUUCUACCUCGCUACCCUUGGACCUCUAGGCUAUCGAUGUUUCGGCCAGAGCGGCGACUCUGUUGGACUUGGAGUCGAUCGCGCCGACCUCUUCCUCACACAAGAGCCUCGAGGACAAGCCGUCUCCCCGGCACAUGUUGCCUUCACUGCCGACAGUCGUCUCACUGUCCGAAAUUGCUAUGCGGCUGCCUUGAGCUCUGGUGCGCAUCCCAGUGGCGCUCCGAGUUAUCGUGAUAGAGACUGCACUGUGUUCAAUGCGGCCAUCGAGGACCCUGACGGUAAUGUCGUCGAGUUCGUACAUCGAGAAGUGGUAAUGGUCGAGGAGGAAAGUGCUCCCGUAGAUGCCUCACAGCAGAAUCAAGUUCUGUCCUGGCAGCGGAGUGUCGCCAACAGUAGCUUACAUGAUGAUAUCGACUACCGGUCUUCUCGAGCAUCAAGAGCAAAGUCACGAGCAGAGACCGUUCAUAGUCUGGUCACCUCGGCGUCGAGAUCAGUCAGAACACAAUCCGAAGCACCGACACGCGGUCUUACUCGAGCGCAGACCAUGCCUCAUAACUCUAGCCCGACCCCUGAGUUCCCGUCGAAAGCCAUGCUUGGAACACUGUUGGGUGCCACUGCUGGAGCAGUCCUGGCCUGGACCAUGAUCAAGACGGAAACUAGAAGUACACGUGAUCAGGCUGCAUAUGAUGCCUUCGAUCCGUUAAGAUCUGGUUCUCGUCGCUCAGCGAGUGAAACAAGACCUCAUCGCAACUACAGCACGACCGAGUCGCAAGCACCGAAGAGCCAUCGAAACCUCAGUACGACCGAGUCGACCUACGGUCGCAAAUACCCGCCACGAAGUCUUAUUCGUGGUAUGGGGCAGUGCCGGCGAGCUAUCGAGCCUGUUGCAUACUACCAAGACGAUGAAGUGCAGGACGCCAUCAGCCGAGUCACUGCCUCACGACGACCCGCCCCACCUGGAAGGAGCCGGACUAUGGUCGAAGCUCUCGAGUAUAGUCCGUGGUCUGAAGAAAGGCGUAGCAGCCGAUCUGGCGCUAGUCGUGCUGCCUUGCUACCUGUGGAUAAGCCUUACGGCUACCUAGAGGGUCCUAUGUCUACUAGUCCUACCUCUCAGCACAGUAGAACGUCCAGGAACUCUGCCGCUAAAUCUUCGCGCGACCCAGAUAAUGAGCCGCGCCACUCCCGCCCAAGCUCGUCUCGGCACAGCACUACGUCUCGUCAAAGUCGUCGAGAAAUCGACGAGGAAGGCGACAGACGUCGAGAUAGCGGCAUAAGUCUCCAGUCGAGACGCUCACUCCAUUCUCGACGUAGCACGCGAAACGAGGGAGACAAUGAUACGACGUCGAAUGCUAGCACACUGAAGCCUGACCGCCGCUCGUACUCAUGUCAUGAGUCUGCUGCUGGCGUACCACUACCUGGCUCGCAAGCCAACCCAACGGCUUCCACGGCAAAACACUCUCGAGCGGGCUCUCGAGCGACGUAUGUUACCGCAGCACAAGUACCCAUCCUCGAGACUUACGAAGCCAACGACUAUCGUGACACCGAAGAGUCCGAUGGUAUGGAUGAUAUGAAGACCGUAGUACCAGAUGACAGCAUUAGCUGCGUCGACUUCAGCAAACCAAAACUCUCCGCACGAAAUCGCAGCGACCGAGGUGACAGUAGAAGUAGACGAUCGGAGGCCGCGGAGAGUGAACGGACGGCUAGAGCAACGAGAACAGGAAGCAGCAAGCACAGUGCUGCUGCCAUGCCAGACAGAUCUCGGGGUGAGCAGCACAAUAGCCAUGGCAGAAGGAGAAGCAUGGCUAGCUAUUCCUGA
Molecule: messenger RNA, 1869 nt
Organism: Recurvomyces mirabilis
Lineage: Eukaryota; Fungi; Ascomycota; Dothideomycetes; Mycosphaerellales; Teratosphaeriaceae
Exons: 2
Coding region: 1-1869 (622 amino acids)
Source: RefSeq, a predicted model, not a curated record